This is a messenger RNA of Medicago truncatula (barrel medic), 1089 nucleotides long. RefSeq names its product chalcone--flavonone isomerase 1. Lineage: Eukaryota; Viridiplantae; Streptophyta; Magnoliopsida; Fabales; Fabaceae. Gene Ontology annotation, molecular function: chalcone isomerase activity. The record is from RefSeq and is a predicted model, not a curated record. The coding region runs from base 127 to 795 and encodes 222 amino acids. Gene Ontology annotation, biological process: flavonoid biosynthetic process. The transcript is spliced from 3 exons.
CGCCGCCUGGGCCAGACCGCUUCCUAUUAAAACCCCUUCUUCUCUUAACACACACACACAAGUCUCAAACAAAAUCUGAAUCAUCAUCAUAUCAUAGCUAAACAAAGAUAAAUUAAGAAGAAGAAUAUGGCUGCAUCAAUCACCGCAAUCACUGUGGAGAACCUUGAAUACCCAGCGGUGGUUACAUCUCCGGUCACCGGCAAAUCAUAUUUCCUCGGUGGCGCAGGGGAGAGAGGGUUGACAAUUGAAGGAAACUUCAUCAAGUUCACUGCCAUAGGUGUUUAUUUGGAAGAUAUAGCAGUGGCUUCACUAGCUGCCAAAUGGAAGGGUAAAACCUCUCAAGAGUUACUAGAUACCCUUGACUUUUACAGAGACAUCAUCUCAGGUCCCUUUGAAAAGUUAAUUAGAGGGUCAAAGAUUAGGGAAUUGAGUGGUCCUGAGUACUCAAGGAAGGUUAUGGAGAACUGUGUGGCACACUUGAAAUCAGUUGGAACUUAUGGAGAUGCAGAAGCUGAAGCUAUGCAAAAAUUUGCUGAAGCUUUCAAGCCUAUUAAUUUUCCACCUGGUGCCUCUGUUUUCUACAGGCAAUCACCUGAUGGAAUAUUAGGGCUUAGUUUCUCUCCUGAUACAAGUAUACCUGAAAAGGAGGCUGCACUUAUUGAGAACAAGGCAGUUUCAUCAGCAGUGUUGGAGACUAUGAUCGGCGAGCACGCUGUUUCCCCUGAUCUUAAGCGCUGUUUGGCUGCAAGAUUACCGGCGUUGUUGAACGAGGGUGCUUUCAAGAUUGGAAACUGAUCGAUCAUUAUACUCACUCCUAUAUCACUACAUUUCCAAAAGCUUGCAGCACAAGAAUGAGACCAUGUCACUUUUUUUAAGUCUAAACGUUUAAUUUUUUGUAUAUCUAUUUACCUUCUUAUUAGUAUCAAUAAUAUGAAAUGAAAGAUCUUCAUCAAUAAAAGUGAUUUGUUUUGUUUGUUCAAAUCAGAGUGAUAAAAUGUUGAUUUCAAUUCAUUCGAGUUGUUUAUUUCAUUUUCUUUGGAAACAGAGUAGGUUGUUAAAAUCAAUUUUGAAUUUCUUCCUUGAUCCUUU